GAACUCAAUACUAUUAGUACUUUUAAUAUCUCGUCCUGCUUCCUAUGAAAUCACCAGUGAUAUAGUUUCCGAGGAAUACGACACAACCACCCAGCGGUAUCAAUAAUUCAAUAUGAAUCACAUCAUCAGCGCUACCGUACAGUCCGCAAUCCUCAGCGCCACAUCCAAUAUCCUGGCGCAGGUGAUUUCUGCCUACAACGACGAUCGACCUUUCACCAUCUCCCUCGUUCCUCUGCUCCAAUUCGUCCUCUUCACCAUCCUCGCCACGCCACCGAACUGCUUGUGGCAAGAAUGGCUGGAGGAUGUAUUCCCGGGUCAGACAAGCGAACCUGUCUAUGCGCUGAAGAGCGCUACAGAUGAGCAGAAGAAGAGCGGGAAGGGCAAAUCGAAAGUAGUCUCUCAGACCACUAAAAGAUUAAAUGUGAAAAACACAAUAAUCAAGUUCGUACUGGACCAGACAGUCGGCGCGGCGGUCAACAUUGCGAUGUUCAUUGGAGGGAUCGGGACGAUCAAAGGUCGUAGUUCGGAAGAAAUUAUGAGCUCGUUGAAGAAUGACUCUUUUCCCUUUUACAUGGCUGGGGUAAAACUUUGGCCCAUUGUAUCCGUUCUCUGCUUCACUCUGGUGCCUGUGAAUAGACGUGUUGUGGUUGGAAGCAUCGCAGGCGUGCUCUGGAAUAUUUUCCUCAGUCUACAAGCAUCGAAAUAGGGACUAUAAAUACGGUUUGUGACUGGUAUAGGUAGUCUUGACUAAUUUCGUUUUAAAAUAUCACAUUUCUCCC
Eremomyces bilateralis CBS 781.70 is the source of this 779-nucleotide messenger RNA. RefSeq lists its product as uncharacterized. Lineage: Eukaryota; Fungi; Ascomycota; Dothideomycetes; Eremomycetales; Eremomycetaceae. The record is from RefSeq and is a predicted model, not a curated record. The transcript is spliced from 3 exons. Gene Ontology annotation, cellular component: cytoplasm; membrane. The coding region runs from base 113 to 706 and encodes 197 amino acids.